AUGCCUGCAAAAAGUUUUACUCCGAGCCCAGACGAGUGGAUCAAGCUCUAUACUCUCUCCCUCUUCUCUAACGCCGUUGCCAACCGUCAGGGAACAGAAGCCGCUUUGCAGCAAUGCAUGGAAGACAUAUUGCCGAGUGAGAUAGAAAACCUCGACAAUAGCUGGGCAUUAUCCUGGGGUCCCCGCGUCUACAAAAAGAACAAGCUGGAUAUUCACAACGGCCCAGACAAUGUGUGGUAUGCCGCUGUCAAUGAGAGCGAAAAAGUCGUCGUCGUGGCCGUUGCGGGCACCUCGACCAAGUCACUGCAGGGCUGGGUCAUAAUUGAUUUCAACGUGGCCCAGACGGUGGACUUUGAGGAAUGGACCGGGACUUGGACCUCUGACGAGAUUCCCAAGCCCACACACAGUCGUCCCGAGGCGGAGCCUGCCGCUCGAGCUGCCAUGGGAACGUGUGUGGGUGUCUGGAACGUGGUCAGCCAUACCUCGAGCGCGACUGCGCCUGGCACCACCAUUGGCCAGUACUUGGAAACUAUGAAGGAUUAUACCGUUAUCUUCACCGGGCACAGCAUGGGUGGUGCCGUUGCCCCUCUCACUGCUCUAGCACUGCGCCAGUCACAGAUUGUGCCAACCAACAGCACCUGGUAUAUUCUCCCUUCUGCCGGAGCCACGCCUGGAAACCAAGAACUAAUCGACAUGAUGACCGCCCAAUUUCCACCCGGCCCUUUACCCAGUCCACCAACAAAACAAUACGCCGUCUUUAAUAGAGACUUGUACAAUACCCUCGACGUGGUCCCGCAGGCCUGGUCUCUGGACCCGUCGUCUGACCGCAACGUGAACAAGAUCAAUCAGAUUUACGCCGGGAUCGGGGAACUCGCAGCCGGCGAUGUCAAGCGGUUGGUCAAUGAUCUGGCGGUGCUGUCUCGCGUGUCCGGCAUCAAGUACGUGCCCAUCGCGGGCGUACCCUUUACCCAGGAUCCCUUUGACGCAGGAUCUAUCGAGACUCUUGACGACGUAGCCAGACAGGCCGUGACUGAGCAUGUCAAGGCAUAUCUGGAUUACUUUGGCAACACGGAUGCAAUAACCAGGUUCUCUGACAGACUUCGAGCGCAUCCUGGGGUCAAAGGUGCUGUGCUUCAGAUGGCAUCGUCCGCGCAAGCGGGAGAGAUGAGCGACGGCAAGGUCAAGUUGGGACAGGAAGCGGCUGUGCAUUCUCAUAGUAUUGGGAUAGGCUCAAAUGUCAUUUGA
Molecule: messenger RNA, 1245 nt
Organism: Pestalotiopsis fici W106-1
Lineage: Eukaryota; Fungi; Ascomycota; Sordariomycetes; Amphisphaeriales; Sporocadaceae
Exons: 1
Coding region: 1-1245 (414 amino acids)
Biological process (GO): lipid metabolic process
Source: RefSeq, a predicted model, not a curated record